AUGAGGGUGGCCGAUCCCAAAAGUUGGGAUGAAGGCAAAGCAGAAGAAGAUAAGAUUAAUUUUAGUGUUCAUGGACAACAGUGUGCAGGUUAGGCUGCUAUUAUAGUAGACGGAUACAUUAAUAACAUAUUAUAAUCAUAUCAAUGUUAUAAAUUGUGAUUGGUUAAUUAUUUCGGAUCACUAAUGAAUUAGAAAUAUAUUUUUAGAUACGAACUCAACGACCUCCUAGUUCACCUAGAUCGAUUCGUCCGUGGCGUUGUAUUUUUGGUGUGCAUGUCAUAAAUGCCACAAUGGUUUUUGGAUUAUUCAAUUUGGUAUAAAUACAAAUAAUCAUAUUAUAUAGAAUAUUAUUAUUGUAGUUAUUAAUAUAUAUAUAAAUAUAUAUGUGUGUUAAUAAUUACUAUUUAAAUUUAACUGUUUUACAGAUCAUAAAAUCAAUGUUUUUCAUAUUUAAAAAGGACAAUAUUUUGCAAAAUUUAAAACUUGAAAACAAAUUAUAUUUUCUAACUGACAAAAAGUAUUUUGCAUUUUUGAGCAUGUUUUCAUGUUGGGAUUUUCUAUAUAUUUUUCCUGAUAAUCCUACAGGUUCGUAUAGUAAUUUUAACACAUUAUUUUAUUUUAAAUUUUUGUCAUUACACGUAUUUAAAAUAAUUGUAACUUUAUUAAAGUUGUAAGUACCUAAUAAUAAUACAAAUUUAAGAAUUUAGAAGUAUAAAACGCAGCUACCUGAGUAUAGCGUGGACAAAAGACGUACCGCCUACACCGUGUGUAUGUACAGUGUACACUAAGUGUUGUAGUGUAAACACAUCAAUUGCGUUUAAAGAAUUUAGAAAGGAUAUAUAGACUAAUUUAGUUUAUAUAUUGAAAGCGCUGAUAAAUCAUUACAAUCUUGUAAUCAAAAAACAAUUAUGAACCUAAUAAAUAAUAAUGGACCUAAUAAUAUUUCGCCUGAUUAUUAUUAAGACUACAUGGAAAACUAAAAAACGACUUUCUUAAAAACCACCUUAACAAAAUUUUCUUUAAAAAAAAAGUUGCAUUUACAUUUUGGUGCAAGAUUUUUGGUAAAAAAACGAAAUCGAAAAAAUUAAAGUAAUACAAUUAAUUAAUAAGUUUUUUUUUUUUUUUACAUUUAAUUCCUAAUUAUUAUGAAAACCACUGAUUAAUCAAACAAAUGAUCUCUCAAAUGCACCUACCAGAUUCAAAGUUAGCAAAAGAAGUCGCUUGUUAUAUUUUGGUUGGACCAUGAUUUCUGUAAGAAAAGUGUUUCAAACAGAAAAAAACAUACAUCAUAGUAAAACUAAUACAUUCCUUACUUUGCUCAGAACCGAAAAUUAAAUUAUUAUUAUCCGUGUAAUUCAUUUCAAAUGUUUUGGAAUCAAAAGUUUUAUCCACACACAUUGGAAAACAUUUUAGGGACCUAUGUAAAAUUUCUUGAUUUUUUCGAUUUUCAUCAAAAUUUGAACUUUAAAGACAAAAAAAAAAAAGCGAGUUUUACAAAAAAAAACCCAAUUCAUUUACCAUUAACUACAACUUGAUUUUCAUACACUUUUUAAAAAAAUUUUUUCCACAUAAAAUCGAAUAAAGAGAAUAAAAUCUCAAAAAUAUCAAAAAUAUCAAAUGGCUAUAAAUUACAUUAAAAAUAACAGAAUGUUUUAAUAACUGUGCCAAAUCAAUUCUUCUCUUUUAAGUUUAUUCAAAAUAUUUGGGGCUAGUCACUCUUGUCCUAAACUUCCACUUAACCCAAUCUCCCACCUCACAUACACCGGCUGUCCUUAUAUCAUUAUUAAUCGCAUCAAACCAUUUUUUUUCGGUCGUUAUCCCCCUCUUUCCUCUUAUGUUUAUUUUAAUACAAUAAUCACUAAUUCAGAUUUUUCUCUCCUUAUACCAUGCAUAAAUCAACAACUUAAAUUUUUAAUAAUAAUUACUAUAUUAUGUAUUUUUUAGAUGAUUUAAAAAUUCCAGUAAUUUUAUUACUUUGCACAUUACUUAUCACAAUUUCUAUGCACUGUGGUAUUCAUUUUACAAAUCCAACGAUGUUAUUACCAUUAAUUUCUUCUCAAUUAACUGAGAUGAUAUUGGAUGUGUAAGUAAAAAACUGAUUUAAUAAAAUAAUUAUAAUAUUCAUAAAUGAUAUUUUAUUUUUUAGUGUGUCAAUUUGGAAAUUACAACAUCAACUGCCAUACAUUGAUGUUUCGUUUUAUCAAUUUUUAUGUCCAAUUAUUUGGAAGGUUUGAAUAUUAAUAUUCACAAAUUAUUUUAAUUUUGGUUAUUUCACAUAUGUGCCCAAAAUAAUUUUAACUUUAUAAAUUUAUAAUAAGUAUUUAAAAUCUCUGAUAAAUUAAAAUACAAAAUGGUGUAUCCACUUAACACAAAAAAAUUCGAAUUUCUAUUUCAAAAAUGUAUUAGGCAAUAGUUUAAAAUAAUCUCAACUAUAUAAUAUUAUUGAGAAGCGGUUUCAUUCCGAACGAUAUUAAACUCUUUUGUAGACAACCCCACUGCUUGCCGCUCGCUUCUACUUUACCUCGGUCCAUGACCAGCCUUAGCUGUUCUGCCAGGAUUUAUAGCUUUGCCUGAAGAAGUUAUAAACAUAAAUUCAAUUAAUAUUGAUUUUAAAAUUAUUACCUAAUUUAUUACUGCUAAAAUUAAUAAAAUAACGAACAUUAUCUACUUAAAAAUUAAUCAUUAAGAUAGUACAUCAAUAAUUUUUAUAAGUUACUUACUAUCCAGAGUGAUUUCGGUAAGGUAGGGGGAGAGUAGUAGAGUACUAAUAAAACGCCACACGCCAUGCCGCCAUACAAAUAAUACUCCACUACUCUAUCACUACUUAAACUUAAAAAUGAAAUAUCUCGUCAACGGGUUGACGGAAAUCAAAAAGUUGAAAACACCAAAAUUGAUUUUUAUAAAUUAAUACUCCAUCUAUUUAUGGAAAUUUUUAUAUACCUAGGUUCUCAUUUUAAAAAUCAAAGUUGGUUAGGUUCCUGUGGUAUCACCACAGGAAACUACUUAAAUGUUGUGAAAAAUCUAAGUAUUCGAAAAUAUCGGUUUUAACUACACUUAAAAAUUCCAAAAAUUAGAAUUAAAACAAACGAAAAAAUUAACCAAAAUAAUGGGGAGAGCACGCUUAGGAAAUCACUCUAUACACAGUAACACAAUAACCCUUAAUAUUCUUUCUAGGCAAUUAAACAAGAUUAAUCAUAUGGUUAAAUACUAUACAAUUUUAUUUUAAUUUAAUGGUACAAAUAUUUUCAUCUAAUACAUAACUAUGUAUUUAUUUAACAUUAUUUAUUUAUUCCAGGGAUAUUUCGUUAUUGUCAUUUGGAGAUGCUACAACUAUCUGAAGUUUUUGAGACAAACUUUUGCUGAAUCGAUCCCACGUGUAGAUCCAAUCGCUUGUAUUUCUCGAAUUAAUUCAACCAGACAGCAUACUAAAAUGCAAAGAUCAAUUUCUCCACCACAUAAUGAUAAUGUUGUCGAUGAAGACGUAUUGCCUUAA
Molecule: messenger RNA, 3493 nt
Organism: Cinara cedri
Lineage: Eukaryota; Metazoa; Arthropoda; Insecta; Hemiptera; Aphididae
Source: the annotation of a GenBank genome assembly